ACCGCGCGGGUUAAAGUACAUUUUGAAUAUUUCGCCUUUCGUUACUUCAUUCGUUAACCGUCCAGAGAAAUUAAAUUGAUAGGUUUCUAAAGCCUUUAAAACUAGAAAACCUCGAAAAUGUUACACUACGGAAGAUACUUCGAGCCGUUCAGUCGCGCCUCUGGAUCCAGCCGAGACUUCCAGGAACAACCAGGAACCAAUUGGGUCCCAUGGUCAGCGGAUGCCGGUAUUCAUCCCACCAACGCGGUCCGUGGAGGAACGGAUUCGGAUGGAUCGGAAAUCUACAUCGGCCGCGCCUCUCACUGCGGGCACAUGCUGCCGGCCAAGGUGAUCCCUAUUCGUCGGGUGGCUUACGUUUCCUACGACGGCAUCGAAUACUCGAAGCCACAUUUUGAGGUCCUUUGCGGUCUUGGCUACACUUGGGUCCCCAACAAUGGUGAAGAUCUUCCGAAGGGUGCGGUAUUGAGUGGAACCAGCAACUACGGGGAGCCGUUCUACAUCGGCCGUGCCCAUCACGAUGGAAGCAUCACUCCCGGAAGGAUCAACCGGAAGGAUCGAUGCGUGUAUGUACCAUUCGGAGGGUAUGAGCAUGCCCACUCCACCUACGAGAUUCUCGUUGAUACCAAAAGACAUCAAAAACAAAGUGUAGGUGGACACUGGCAGCAGGCACAUAUCAAAGGAGCUGUUCCGGCAGGAGCUCUUCUGGCUGGAUACGACAGUGAUGGUUCCGACAUCUACCUGGGUCGAGUCUAUCGCUACGGGAUGGUUCUUCCGGCCAAGGUUAUGCCAAGGAAGAAGAUGUGUCACGUUGGCGAUGAAGGAUUGGAGUUCGAGGUGGCCGAAUACGAGGCACUUUGUAAUGCAAACGUUUCCUGGGUCCCGUUCCGUGGAGUUAUUCCAAUGAACGCUGUUGUUUGUGGUGAAGAUAGAAUUGGAGGAAAGAUGUACUUUGGUCGGGGUCGUUACGAAGGUAGCUUGACUCCGGGAAAAGUGAUCGAGGACCAGAAGCUGCUGAAGAUCCCUUACAACUUCAAGGAGAUCCCGUUGCGUGAAUUCGACAUCCUGGUGGAUAAUAGCAAUCCUUCGACACAGUGUAUUCGAUCGUUGGAUUGGCAGAAGGGCAGCAGCAAAUCGACGGUGCCAAAAGGAGCCGUACUCGCUGGUCACGAUACCGAUGGAUCACCAAUCUAUUUGGCUCGGGUAAUGUUUGAAGGUAAUCAAUUGCCGGCCAAGGUAAUCCCGAGGAGAGGAUUGUGCCGUACCAGCCAUAGUGGCAAAGCGAUCGAAGUCGCUUCGUACGAAGCCCUGUGCAAUGCUCCCGUUUCCUGGGUUCCGUUCCGGGGAACGAUCCCAGCCAAAGCUAUCGUUUGCGGUCGCACCCUGUGGGGUGAAACGGUUUACUUCGGACGUGGACACUACAAGGGCAGCUUGACUCCCGGAAAGGUGUUGGAGCAUCAGAAGGUGCUGAAAAUCCCCUACGAUUGGAAUGAGUUCACUGUUCGAGAUUUCGAAAUUUUGGUUGAGUACUAGAAAAUUUAUGUAUACGAAUCAAAUCGAUCAGAAAGAUGAAACGUCGAACAAUAAUCAUUUAUAUUUAAUGAAUUCUCAUGUCACUACAUAACUACCUUAUUAUAAUUUCGAGUUGAAUCAUCUUUGUUGUAAAGAAAAUAUAAAAAAUAAACGUUAUUUAAUUGCGGCCAGCCAAAAUUCCUUACCAUGUUGUGUACUCGAAAAUAUUCACAAUUAAAAAAUUAAAACUUCUUAUUACAUUGGAUAUCCUAUAUUUAAAGAUCAUUCGGCCAAAGCUUCAUAGGGGACUCCAGCUGGGUUUGGGUAUGUUUCGAGGUAUGGCAUAGGCUUCAUCUUGUUGGAAAACAACAACCUCGGGUUAAACAUAUUCCAAAUUACACACAGAUUAUUUUAUUUAUUUUCGUAAUAUUCCGUCUCACGACAUAACUUGACAACCAUAAUUCCUAAAAUUCAUUCGAUUCAUGGCGUUCUCUAGUUUCAUAUAGAUUUCCAACCAUUUUUUUUUUAAUUGAACACUGAGAUUCAAGCCAAUUCAACCUGGAGCUUACUAUCAUUGGCGCUUUUCAAUGCUCGUUCAUUUCAAACAGCACGAUACCUACUGUUGUUGUUGCUUGCGAUGAAAUAAGCGUGCGUCUAGCUUACAGAGGCUGGGCGUUCAUACAUAACGGAAAAGAAAUUUAACGUCCUGAAUUUUCAAAUUCUGUCUUCUAUUAAAAAGUUAUUUCAAAUUUUAAGAAAAGAUUUGUAUGUCGGGAAGUGUCAAGAAAAUAUGUUCAUGUUAUAUUUACAUCUUUUAAAAUGCGGUAACUUUCUACUCUUCUUUUCAUCGUGAGAAGUGUCGAUUGCAUACCUAAUGUGUGCAAGUCAUUAUCAGCAUUCUCUCCUGUUUUAUACAUGUACACAAAAAUCAAACAAAUCAUUCAUUGGUUUUAUUGAAUGAAAAAAAAUCUGAAUUUGGCAUGUGCCAACAACAUUGUCACGAGUAGACCAAUCAAAUUUGACGAAAAUUAAGUCAUAAACCAAAUUACCAUCUACCAAUUCGAAGUUUUUUUUUCUCUCUCUCUCUCGUGGUCAAUAAAUUGACGGCACGUGUAGACUUGAUAACUGCGCGGCAAGCAUAUGCUGUAAAAUAAUAAACCGGUUCAUUGGUUCCAAAGAUGCUGUAUGUACAUUUUUUUCACCUAAUUAAGAUGAUACCGCGAAAGUAUGAACUGCGGCAUAUGAAUUGAUUCAAUUGUUAGGUCAAUUAUAGUGGAGAAAAAUGGCAAAGUAAUGCUCGAUAAUCGAUUGGUGUGUUACUUGCAAGCGUUUGGAAACAUCAAUAUAAUUGUUAAAUUUUCUUAAAAUCAUGAACAAAGAAUGGCUUGCGCCAAGUAGAAAACCUGAAUAAGCUGUUGAGAACUCAAAAAAAAUCUUAUUCCAGAAUAACAAGAAACAAAAAAUUGGAGCCCAAUUAACAAACAAAUAUUGCUAACCCAUCAUUUGCUGAUUUUAUGAAAGAAAGAAGCUGGAAGAUGGCUCGGAGAGUUUCGAUAACUGUAUGAUGUAUGUAUAUCGAUUUCUUUGUCUAAUUUUCAAUACGUUUCACACGUUAGAUUUCUUAGAUUUGAUUUAUUUUUUGCUUCAAUCUUAGUGCCUAUAGCAUCUUAAAAAGUAGAUAUAUAAUAUA
Messenger RNA from Uranotaenia lowii, 3199 nucleotides. RefSeq lists its product as uncharacterized. The transcript is spliced from 5 exons. The record is from RefSeq and is a predicted model, not a curated record. Lineage: Eukaryota; Metazoa; Arthropoda; Insecta; Diptera; Culicidae. Bases 118 to 1530 code for a protein of 470 amino acids.